UUCUAGCUGGACGGCGAAUCACCCAGCAUGCAAUGCGUUUCCUAAAUUUUAUCAGCGGGUGGCGAUCGUCUGCUGAAAAAUUCACCUCAAAAAAUCAUUGUUGGCAAGGAAAGCGGUGAAAGCACAAAUGGUUCUGCCACUUUACGAAACCAAACCUGAUCAGCUCAACUGUGAAACUGAAUGCUGAUAACACACACUUCAUUUUCGGAGUGACAGACCUGCUGAUGUAGUGUUGACAGCAGGAUUUUGGUGGUAAAAGUCGCACGUAGUUGCCUGGCUGGUUUGCCUGCUCUCUGGAUGAGAUUUCUGUCAGCCACUUAUCACCAUCUCCCAAUCGCCCCAAAGCUGUCACUGUGACAUUUGUUGUGGUUGUAGGCCUACGUGGACUUGUACAAACAUCGGGGGUACAUGCUGCUUGUCAGUAUGGGCAAUCAUUAACUACUGAGUUUCCUGCAGGCAGGAAUAUCUCUGGAUCACUCAUGGAGGACGCCGAUACCAAAGAGAGAAGACAACGUCUUCAGCUUCAGAAGAGACAUUCGCAGCCAGAGGGAAUGGAGGCAAUAUCAGAAGCUGUAGUACUGACGGGCAGCCUGGCCUCGUCCAUAGGCACGGGGGCACCAGACGAAGCAGACAAGAAAUCCCCCAAGCUACUGCCGUUGGAUCUUCAGAAGAUAGGCCAGAGUGUGGAGAAGGAACCAGGGAAGAUUGAAGGGUACCUGCUGAAACGGAGGAAACGGCCCAUGAAAGGAUGGCACAAGAGGUAUUUUGUCUUGGAGAAAGGAAUGCUGACAUAUGGCAAAAACUGUGGAGAGCUGAUGAAAGGCAAGAUUCAUGGCACUAUUGAUGUCCUGUCAGCGGUCAUCUCAACUGAGAAAGAGGAAGAUCGUAAAGCUAGGAGGAUUGACAUCGAUACGGAAGAGUUUCUCUAUCAUGUCAAGGCCACCUCCCACGAGGAGUUCCUAGCCUGGCACAACCACCUCCUCCUCCACCAGGGCUACCGCAAGCAGGUCCAGAUGGCCGAGGAGUCCUUAGGUACGGCCCGUGGCCCCACCCACCCAGCGGCUAGCCCUACCAGUGAGAUCACCCUCAAGGCUAUGACCUUAGAGCGACGUCGGCUCAGCCUACGCAAGCAGAUGUCUAAGUAUCGGCUGCCGGGACCGGUGAACUCACAGAACUCCGGCAGCUGGAAGACGGAAAUCUCUGAGUUGGACAAGUGUUCCAAAGAGUUGACUGAGGCUGAGAAUAGCAUCGUGAUGUUGUCCAACAUUAUCCAGGAUCUCUUGAACCAGGAGUUACCAUUCCCAUACGGUGCUCAGGAACCAGAGGUUGAUGAUAUCGUUGGUCAGAAGAGUCGAUCUAAAGGAAAGCUGUCGCUGCGCAAGGGGAAAAACAAGAAAACUGCCAGUGAUCCCUCUUUGGGGGAUGUAAGGCGUUCCAGCGGCUCUGCAACGCUCAUUCCAGGCAACUCAUCAGGUAAUGACACCAUGCAUUCCACCGCAUCCGCCAAGCAACUCCAAGAAGAGUCCAACCCUAGAGAUGACUUCAUGGAUAUGGCUAAUCAAGUUCAUAGGAUACUGAAAGGUGUGCUGCAUCUACUAUCGGUCCAACAUGACAGAUUGCGCAACGUGAUAGAAUCCCAGAACAGCGCAGGGGGAGCAGCCUCGCAGUCUAGACAGAUCACAAUACUACAGGAAGCAUUGGCGAAGGCAAGGGGUCAGAAUGAAGACAUGAGGGGGAGACUGUCUCGGAUCUAUGCUGAAUCAAACAUUGAAGAUCUCUCACCGCCCAUCAAAUCAGACACUGAACUCAUGGGUGGUGGAGCACUAGACACCCUACUGAUUAAGCUAAACCGCAGUCUUAGUGGAGACUUUGAGGAUGGUAUGGUCACAGCUAAGCCAUACGCCCUGUCCCCUCAGCUGUCUGAUGAGAGAGAGAUGUCCCGCUCAGAGUCCUUGCUAGAGUUCUACGAUGCACUGGAGUAUCCCGCCUCGUCCACCGCAUCAUCCUCGGAAGAUGAGGAAGAGAUCGAGAGCUCUUCUCUUGCCAGUGAGGAGGAGGCAGAAAUGAUGGAAGAGGAUUUCCUAGACUUGGAGGAAGAAGACUCGGAAGGUUUAGGCAAGUCACAGACGGGUCGCAGGACACAGCUCCCAGCCCCUCAGCCCGACACCAGCGGACUGAGUCUAUGGAAUAUCCUCAAGAAGAACAUCGGCAAGGAUCUGUCCAAGAUCGCUAUGCCGGUGGCGCUGAAUGAGCCACUCAGCAUGCUGCAGGUCUUGACCGAGGAGCUUGAGUACAGUGAGCUACUAGACAAGGCAGCAGAAACCGAUGAUCCCUACAAGCGAAUGGUCUAUGUGGCAUCCUUUGCUGCCUCCAGCUAUGCCUCCACCUACUAUCGGGCCGGCACCAAGCCGUUCAAUCCGCUGCUAGGGGAAACCUAUGAGUGUGUGCGGGAAGACAAGGGAUUCCGAUUUGUGGCAGAACAGGUGUCGCAUCAUCCACCCAUCUCAGCCUGCCACUGUGAGAGCAAGAACUUCAUCUACACCCAGGAGGUCCGCAUUAAGACCAAAUUCUGGGGCAAGUCCAUGGAGAUCAUUCCAGCUGGUACCAUCAACAUCAGAAUCCCCAGGUACAAUGAUCACUACAAGUUCAACAAGGUGACAAGCUGUGUGCACAACAUCCUGAGCGGUGAGCGAUGGUUAGACCACUACGGGGAAUGCCUCAUCACUAACGGUCGCAUCAUCUGCAAACUCACCUUCACAAAGGCAAGUUACUGGAGUAACAGACGGCAUGAAGUCCACGGUGUUAUCACAGAUGAUGGUCAGGUAGUCCAUGAACUCUUCGGCAAAUGGAAUGAAGGAAUCUACUGUGGAAGAUCAGCCUCAGCCAAAUGCAUAUGGCGCACGGGUUCCAUGCCAGAGAAUCACAACCUCUACUAUGGCUUUACACGGUUUGCCAUUGAACUCAACGAGUUAGACCCUUACACAAGCCACCUGCUACCUCCCACGGAUUCAAGGCUUAGGCCUGAUCAAAGGAAACUAGAAGAUGGUGAUGUCAUCGGGGCUGAGCGAGAGAAGCAGAGGCUGGAAGCGUUACAGAGGGAGAGGCGGAAGUGGAGGGAAGAGCAAGGCACCACUUAUGAACCCAAAUUCUUCAGAUUCUCUAAGGAAAAUGGCAAAGAAGUGUGCGUCUUCAAGAAUGAUUACUGGGACCUGCGGCGAGAUCCUGGCUUCAAGAACGUAAGCACCAUGGAACUCUGGUAGUCCUGCCAACUUGACCAGACUGCCCCUUGGACCCACAAGAUGUUUGGCUGCCCCAGGGCCAAGAUGUAUUGGCUCAUCGAGAAACUGGCUGCUAUGGUACGAGCUCCUUGCAUAGACCUGCCACCACCACCUUGGAUACAAGAACUCUUUGCUACCGUGACACAAAUUCCAUCUUAUAAACACCGGUAGUUGGAUUCGACCCAGCCAGCCGACCCUGGUAAGCUCGAUGGUCGAGUGGUAAGACGUCUGAACUAAUAAGCAGGGGGUCGUGGGUUCGAGUCCCAUUCAAGUAGUUGGUGAUGUUUUUCUCACAUGCCCUCGGACAACACUGUGAACACAGUGUUUAUAAUAAUUUUUUGUUAAAUACAUCGGUGAAGGGCAAAAACCAUUAUUAAAUUUACCCCAAGACUGUGUAAAAAUAAGUCUGACGCCAAUAACUGUAGCAUCUGUGACUAGAGAAACUAGGGGGGCAUAGCACCCUCGGCUUUGCCUUGGGUGCUAUGCGCCCCUCGGGUGUUCAAAACGUCAUAUCCCACAUCACAGCAGUCGACAAUUGUUAAAUAUACCAUGAGAGCUACUGGUCUUCUACUUUCAUUAUUUUUUUCUCCUUAACCAAAGAUUGAAAGAUUGUGAGUCAUUUUUUAAGACGGCAAAUAGGUCGCCAGCAAGUAAAGCCCAAUUAACUAACUGAGUUUGUAGAAUCUCACCAUGUGUCUCUUCGAUAUUCUCCCAAAACAAAGUGAACAAUGUUGUGUCACAAGUAAUGCUAUACAGCAUUUUAACUACUGUUGGAAAGCAUAAGUGUGCUGUCGUAAUUAAAACUUCAUGUAGCAGCUAAUAGAAAAAUUAACAAAGGUAUUUUUUUUUCCUAUUUUUUUUUCAUGCCUCAUGUCAGCUGAACAUGUACAUGUAGUUUCGUUUUAUCCCAUAUGCAAGUAUGUAACUCCAAACGUAUGUACCUUCUGCUAAAUAUGUAUUUUAUAACAUAGUUUGUACAAAAAAAAGCCCAAAGUUUUUAUAACUGUUGACCAGUUUAUUUUCAUUGUUGUUUCCCGGUAUAGCUUAGGAAAAAAUUGUAAAAACUGUGUAAUCUAUGUGUUACAUGUUUCAUGUUACAAGUAUUGUUGAAUGACGGUAUUAAGCAGUUAAAGCAGUGAUGCUGUUUGUAACAAAAAAAUUGAAAGUGUUUCCAAUUAAGCAAUUCGUUUAUUAAAGUUUCCCUUGUUAAGAAAUAGAAACUGCAUUCCUGUGUAAUAAAGAAUUAAACCUUUGUAUUUGUGGUAAACAAAAUCCCUCUGUUCUUUAAGAAACGGGCUUACUUAUACAAGUUAUAGCAUUCUCAUUCAAAAACAAACGUUGAAAAGGCACAUUGUGUGGAACAACAUGCAAUAAUCUUUUUUUUUUAGCUUCCAUAGUCCUGAUAUGUAUCAAAUAGUGAAUAGUAAUAGGGAAUAGUGAAUGUAGCAUUAAGCUAGUGUCUCGAUCAAAAUAUAUUGGCUCAAUUUCAUUCCCCUCCAUACCGCAGCUUGGUGAUCUCCAAUCAAAGGCGGCUAUAAACGUCGCAGCUUAACUAAUUUCGGAUGGUUCCUCAAUGAGUGUGUGUGAUAUACCACACCACGGAAACUAAUGAUGAAAUACGUUCAUAACACGGUGUGCAGUCGACCUGCUUGAUACAUUCUUACGCGUGGAUACUUAAUUAAUGAGAUACUGUAUUGUGCAUGAUAAUGUACAUGUAAUGUCCAACACUGCACAAAUUGGGUUGUACAUGUAGAUGUUACACCAGUAUUCCAAUAUGUUCAUCUCUUAAUAUUUCUUGGACGUGUAGCUCUAUCAUUAUUAUUGGGUGUUCGUUCAAUAUCACAGUUUUGCAGUGUAGGCCUACAUGUAUAAAAUCAACAACCGUACUAUACCAUCAACUGUCUUACAAAGAAUCUGUUUUCGACUUUUCGGAUCUAUUUUAAUUUUGGAAAUAUAAAGGCACAUAGAGAAGCGUAAGACGAUUUUCUCCCCAGAAACUGAGCUCGACACUUUCUUAUCACUAGAGUAAAAGAUCCCUGUAAAAACUGUAUCUGAAAAGAUUUUAGGUUGGUCCUAAAAUAGUCAGCUGGAACCAAGUGAAUUCACUCUCCCUUGACUCCCUUUUAAGAUUGUUAUUUGUGUUCUACAAGUCUGAGCAACUCUUCCAUCGGGCAUCAGCCGCCAUGUUGAUCGUAUGCUUUAGUGAUAUAUAUUCUGUUAGGCAAAAAUUAACAUAACAGUAAUUACCUGGUGCAAUUGUUUUAGAUUUAUGUUCAGAACAAACUGCCAACGGUAUGUUUAAUUUCAAGAACAAGUUAUAUGUUAGUUAUUUUGAUAUUAACUAGUAUUGUCUCCGUGUGUAUAAAGAGAUACAAUACAUAUAGAUUGUAUACAAAAUAUAUUGGCGAUUUUGCUAUUAUUGAACGGUACUGGCAAACAAUGAUAGGCCGUAUAAUUUGGGAAAACCUUUUCUUUUCGCGUGGCAGUAUUAUCUGAAAAAAGUAUAAUUUUCUUUUUCAUAGCGAAACUCAGGAUCUUCCAGUUGAUAAAGAAAAGAGAAGAAUAGAUCUUCUGUCUGGACAAGUUUCAAGUUUCUUACAUGCCGAGACUUGUUCACAAUUAUCCAUUAUACGAUUUUGAACAUUUUUGCAAAUCUACUGUCGCAACUUUUACUACUUUUGUUGUGGGUAUAUAUAGACGAAUCCGAGGACGCGAUUAGUGUACACUCAUGGGGCCCCUUUCAAUGGAGAAACCAUUGUGCAUGCUAUUGAAACAAAGCUACUUCCUUGUGACGGACUAUCUGAACAAUAGCUAGCACAAUGCUUUCGCCAUUGAAAGGGGCCUUCGUGAUAGAAUUGAUACCGUGCCCAGAUUGGUCUACACAAUGUAAAUCAACUCUUCCAAUAGUUGCAACCACAUUAUGACUUGAAUGUGUUAUGAAAUGUUAUUAUCUGUUAACAACAAUUUUGUUCUUCGGGUAGUUUUUUCCCACCGGUAUUCCAUUUUGUGUGGUUAUAAUGUCGUUUGUGUACAAAAAUAAGCCCGUUAUUUGGUGUUGACUGUUGCUAGAAAGUUGAUAACUUUUUACGUUGUAUAAAAUAACAAAGCGAAAUUCCGGACUGGAGGGUAUUAAAAUGAGCCGCGGAAAUGGAUUGGAAAAAAAA
This is a messenger RNA of Patiria miniata (bat star), 6442 nucleotides long. Its product is annotated as oxysterol-binding protein-related protein 6-like. Gene Ontology annotation, molecular function: cholesterol binding. Gene Ontology annotation, cellular component: cytosol; intracellular membrane-bounded organelle; plasma membrane. The record is from RefSeq and is a predicted model, not a curated record. The transcript has 22 exons. Bases 480 to 3260 code for a protein of 926 amino acids. Lineage: Eukaryota; Metazoa; Echinodermata; Asteroidea; Valvatida; Asterinidae.